Molecule: messenger RNA, 1890 nt
Organism: Tarenaya hassleriana
Lineage: Eukaryota; Viridiplantae; Streptophyta; Magnoliopsida; Brassicales; Cleomaceae
Product: heterogeneous nuclear ribonucleoprotein Q
Exons: 9
Coding region: 141-1616 (491 amino acids)
Cellular component (GO): nucleus
Molecular function (GO): mRNA binding
Source: RefSeq, a predicted model, not a curated record
UCCCGACUAAGCUGAUAGCAGUUUAGUUUUGGUCGGAUAUCACAACACAACCGAAGAGAAAAUCCCAAAUUCCCCCGAAUUAUAAUUUCCCAUAAAUCCGAUCGUAAACAAACACCGUCUGAUCUUUUAAGUGCAACCUCAUGACAGACGGGCCAGAAGUUGACGACCGUGUGGAUCUUGAAGAGGGUAACUACAGCGAAAUGGAUGAUGAAGCCGAAGAGGAACAGGUGGAAGAGUAUGAAGAAGAAGAUGAUGGUGAUGGUGGCGAUGCAAAUGCUGAAGAACAUGAUGAAGAAGAGGAAUAUGGAGACACAAAGGUGGAGGAUAGGGAAGAAGAUCAAGAUCAGUCCCCUGAAGAGGAUCAAACCCAUAUUGAUAUCGAGGCUACAGAAGACGAAGAGAAACCGGGAUCCCCUGUUAACAAAGAAGAAAGGGAGAAGUACUCCCAUCUUCUUUCACUCCCUCCUCAUGGUUCUGAAAUUUUUAUUGGUGGUCUCCCAAAGGACGUUGGAGAAGAGGACUUGAGGGAUCUAUGUGAACCGAUAGGCGAGAUUUUUGAGGUGAGAUUGAUAAGAGAUAGAGACUCCGGUGAGAGCAAAGGCUAUGCUUUUGUGGCUUUCAAAACAAAAGAGACGGCGCAGAAAGCCAUUGACGAGUUGCAUGGCAAAGAGUUGAAGGGCAGGACAAUAAGAUGCUCCGUCUCCGAAACAAAGAAUAGACUGUUUAUUGGUAACAUUCCAAAGAGCUGGACCGAUGAUGAGUUUAGAAAAAUCAUCGAAAGUGUGGGCCCCGGAGUGGAGAACAUCGAGCUCAUAAAGGACCCAACAAAUCCGUCUCGUAACCGAGGUUUUGCAUUUGUGUUGUACUACAAUAAUGCAUGUGCGGAUUAUUCAAGGCAGAAAAUGAUAGAUGCCAAUUUUAAGCUUGAGGGGAAUACCCCAACUGUGACCUGGGCGGACCCUAAAGCCUCUCCCGAGCAUUCAGCUGCUGCUGCUCAGGUGAAAGCUCUUUAUGUCAAGAAUAUACCAGAGAAUACGUCAACGGAGCAACUGAAGGAACUGUUCCAGAAGCAUGGUGAAGUGACCAAAAUUGUCAUGCCACCUGGAAAGGGUGGAAAACGAGAUUUCGGCUUUGUCCAUUAUGCUGAAAGGCCUAGUGCAUUGAAGGCUGUCAGAGAUACUGAAAAAUACGAAAUCAACGGUCAAGUAUUAGAAGUAGUGCUUGCUAAACCCCAGACUGAAAAGAAAAGUGAUCCCUCCUAUCCCUAUGGAGCGGUCCUUCAUCCUCCUCCCUUUGCCGCUGCUCCUACGUUCGGUGGUUUUGCUGCGGCUCCAUAUGGUUCUCUUGGUGGUGGUGGUUUGGGUGUUGCGGCUAGUUUAAAUCAGCCAAUGAUCUAUGGUAGAGGGCCAAUGCCCACGGGGAUGCAGAUGGUGCCAAUGGUUCUCCCAGAUGGCCGAGUCGGCUAUGUCCUGCAGCAGCCUGGGAUGCAGAUGGCGCCACCACCACCAUCACGACCGGGCGGCAGAAGAGAAUACAGGACCAGUGGCUCAAGCGGAGGGUCAGGCCGAGGCAGCAGCGACGAUAGCAGCCGUGGCCGAAGGUACCGACCUUACUAGGACCAUCACAAAAGGCGGAUGGACCCCAGCAAUGAUGUUGUAUUAGACUUUGUUUGUAGUGUCUGCUUUUGGGAAACCCAAAAACCUAUGGGAUAUAAAUGGAAAUCAAACCCUGUAUUUCUGGUGGGUAACGGAAUUCAAAUUUAGGCAAAUGGGAUUUUGAGGGGUUAGAGUUGAGCUUCAAUUGAUACUAUAUCUAUAUGACCCUACUCUUCUUCUUCUUUUUUUUUAUGGGUAACAGCAUUCGGACACACCUUCCCGAAUUUUUUUUUUC